Messenger RNA from Linnemannia hyalina, 570 nucleotides. The record is from the annotation of a GenBank genome assembly. Lineage: Eukaryota; Fungi; Mortierellomycota; Mortierellomycetes; Mortierellales; Mortierellaceae.
AUGAUGAACCAAUGUCGGUCCAUGCAAAAAAUGUAUGUCUGGGGAUCCUCGUGGCACUUCUGCCGUUUUCACUACGGCGAGUUCGUGCCACAAGCCAUGGCGCGCUAUGGGCAUUACCUGGCGGCGCGUGCAGGAAUCCUUACUAGCAACCGUGUUCUCGAUAUUGGAUAUGGUGUCGAUGUUCCGAUCCGCGAAAUUGCGCACUUUACAGAUGUACAUAUCACUGGCCUUAACAUCAACGAUUGCCAGAUCAGCCGCGCUCGUCGGUAUGCGAUCGUGCACGGUCUCCAAAGCAAACAGGACUUUGUAAAGGGCGACUUUGUAAACAUGCCACUGGAGAGCAUCACCUUUGAUGCUUGCUAUACCAUCGAGGUCACUCUUCAUGCGUUCCUGACCGACAAGUACGAUACCACCAACCUUGAGCACCAGCGAAUUGCCAAAGGUAUCAAGCUCGGAUGCAGUCUUGUCAACCUGGCGACCCAUAGGGAGUACCUCGAUGCUCUGGAGUUUCCUGGAUUUGAGAUACUGAAAAACGAGGACCGUGCUGUCAAUGAUGAUGCCGUCCCUUAG